Adineta ricciae is the source of this 291-nucleotide messenger RNA. NCBI's taxonomy places the organism in Eukaryota, Metazoa, Rotifera, Eurotatoria, Adinetida, Adinetidae. The record is from the annotation of a GenBank genome assembly.
AUGCCAGCUAAACGACGUCGGUUGCUAACAACGAGUCGACGACGAAGAAAAUCUAAACCGUCACCAAUAGAGAUGCUCUAUCCGCAAUUUUUCGAUGAAAAACAGCACGAGAAGAGUCAAUCAGAUCUUCAAACGAUUCCCGAUCAGACGUUUGGAAAAAUCUAUUCCAUGCCGGUCAUCGAAGAAAUUUCUUCUUCGAAUGCAUCAUCCAUGAUCGAACCAGAUCCAACUGAUGUAUCAACGAAAAAACAACGAUCAGGAAGACGAAUACAAAAAAGAAAACGAAUUUAA